GUAUAAUAUAAUUAUUAUAAAUGUAAUAUAUCUUAGCAUUUGGUGUGGAUGUAUAUUCUUAUCUAACCUUCUCACUCAAACCUCUCUUCUUUGUCUCUACUUUUUAUCUUUUUUCUUUGGGUUUUAUCUCUUCUCUUGCAUCUCUACCUUGCUCCCACCACAAGCAACUUCUCUUACCUUGAUUUUGGAGAUUUCUUUGCUCUCUCUUUCUCUAUAACCUUAUCUUUCAUCUUGCUUUUGUGGGUAAAGGAGAUGGCAGAGUUUAACAGAGAAGAAUAUUUUGCUGCCAAUAACAUUGAGUCAACAUCCGUGGGCAAGAAGUAUGGUGGGCUUGUCCCAAAGAAAAAGCCUUUGAUAUCCAAAGAUAAUGAAAGGGCAUUUUUUGAUUCAGCAGACUGGGCAUUAUGCAAGCAAGGUGCUGGAAUGAAUCAACAAUCUACAGCAGCCGUAGAGACCCUACGACCAAAACUACAGAGAACUCCACAUCAGCAGCUUCCCCCAAGAAGACCUGCAUGCACAUCUGGUUGAGAUAAAUUCGGAGAUUAGAUUCAACAAUUGGCACAAGGAUUUGCUCAUGAGUUAAUUUUAUAAAUUUCAUGAUGUUCUAGCUGGUCUCAUGUAUAUAUAUUACCAUUAGUUCACUUGAUGCUUUUGAUUAUUGGCAGUUAAAUAAAAGUCUAUUUCAAUUUCUUUUUA
Messenger RNA from Medicago truncatula (barrel medic), 696 nucleotides. RefSeq lists its product as uncharacterized. Bases 253 to 528 code for a protein of 91 amino acids. The transcript is spliced from 8 exons. The record is from RefSeq and is a predicted model, not a curated record. NCBI's taxonomy places the organism in Eukaryota, Viridiplantae, Streptophyta, Magnoliopsida, Fabales, Fabaceae.